AGAUCCCACUUUUAUGAUCUGGAAGCAACCAAAAAGUAGACUGCCAUUCAUCUGAUAAAGUCGUCGAACUCUCCUAUCUGACCUUUCAAAUCCACAUUCCUAUCAAGCCAGACUCUAAUUUCAGAUAAAAUCGUCGAAUCCAUUGGUCUGACUUUCCAAAUUCACAUUCCUCAGAAGCCGGACCCAAAUUUAAGGAAUGGAGUCUGUUCCCCGGUUUGGUGAUGAAAUUCCUGAUGCAGAUAUAUUCUCUACUUUUGAUUUCAUUUCCGAGAAUUCAACUGGAAGUCGUUUAUUCUUAUCUAACGUUGGAAAUGAUACAGAAAAUAUUACACAAAGUAAUCUGAUCAAGCGUCUUCAACCGUACAUGAACAACAGGGCUAUUGAUGACAAUGCCCUGAUAGCUCUUCUUAUAGCAUAUGUAAUCCUUAUAAUUACUGGAGCUAGUGGAAAUGGAUUAGUUUGCAUGGCUGUAGCAAGAAAACCUGCUAUGCGUACAGCUCGGAAUGUUUUCAUCAUCAAUCUCGCUAUAUCGGACUUGAUUUUAUGUCUUUUUACAAUGCCAUUUUCUCUUGUUGAGAUAAUGAUGAAAUUUUGGCCCCUUGGCGUUUUGACCUGCAAAUUAGUGGCUGGGUUGCAGGCUACUAGUAUAUUUGUUAGCACCAUAAGCAUAACAGCAAUUGCUCUGGAUCGAUACAAAGUAAUCGUUUACCCUACCCAAGAUACUUGCCGUCCACUGCGUGCUUUCUUGACCCUAUCUUGUAUAUGGAUUAUAGCACUGCUAUUAUCUACGCCAUUAUUCCUGUUUAGAACAGUCGUACAUUUUCCAGUAAAACUUCCUUUUCUGGAGUCUGUGAAUUACUGUAUUGAGCGAUGGCCGAUUCAGCAUGGCAGAGGCUUUUAUUCUGCCUUUUCCAUGUUUUUCCAGUACUUGCUUCCAAUAUUCAUUGUUAGUCUAGCAUAUGCUCGAAUAUGCAAGAAGCUCAAAUACAGAAUGGUUGCGAAGGGUACAAAACUUCAAGACAAACAAGCUCGGGAUAAAAAGCGCGUUAAGAAGACUAACAUCCUUUUAAUUUCAAUAGCUCUUAUCUUCGGACUGAGCUGGAUGCCCCUGAAUAUCCUGAAUGUCGUGGCUGAUUUCUUUUAUCCCUUCUCUGAUACAUCCACCUUUCGCAUUGUGUUUGCUUGCUGUCAUAUGGCUGGUAUGAGCUCUGCAUGCUCAAAUCCUCUGCUCUAUGGAUGGCUGAACGAAAAUUUCAGAAAGGAAUUUAAGGAGAUCUUUGCUAGUUGUGUCAAACCAUCUCCCCCAAGAGUCAAAAUUACUGCGGGAAACGAGGGUACUGAAUCUUUUGUGUUAUGCACUAAAAACCAAACAAACCAAACUACUAUUCCUAAUAAUCAGCCUCCUGCGGAUACUACAGUAAUCGAUGGUGUGGGGGUGCGUGCAAUAAAAUGACUAAAGAAGUACCAUGACUCCCCGGAAUCCGAUUUCGUUUAGUUAAAAUUUGCAAGAAGAAUUCUUUAGUUUUAAACUUUCAGUUUCCUCGAGAUACAAAUUACCAGUGGCUGAACCUAGCUAAAAUUUCCAUGUGAUAUACAUGUUCUAUUGGUUUUCUUCAUUUAUUGCACUAAAUUUUAAAGCUAAUUUUCUAGCAUAAAAACAAUUGUUUAAAAAAUUUUUAAGAAGUAAAAUGACUUAAAUAAUGUUUAAAAAAACCCAAUUAAAUAUAUAUUUCUUUAUUGCCUGGAAAACUGAAGAAUGGAAUGACCAUUUUUAAAAAAAGUGAUUUCCGUAAGUAUGUGUUAAGAAAAUGCAUUAAUACCCUGAAAUUAUUAUAUUAGAGCGCAUAUUAUGCGUGAUUCUGAACUUUAUAUCCUAUUUUCCUAAAUUUAUAGCUGACAAAACAUAUCGGUAGUAUAUGUACUGUUUUAUCCGUCUUCUCACAUUUUAGUUCGGAACAUUAGGUCGUUAGGUGAGAUUUUCGUAACAGAUUUCCUCUUUUAACUCUUUCAAUCUCUAUUAUGCUGUAAAAUGUUUUAAUGCAGUAAAAUGAGCAUUCGCUAAGUAAAAUAUCUUUAUGCUCAUUCUUCUGUAUUACAUUUAAGAGAAAGAAAAAUAACAGCGUGUUUCAAAAAACAAGGUGUAGUGUUCAAAAAACACUGUUAGUAUUUGAAUCUUCUAUUCAUAUAUAAACAUUAUUAUAAAUGUGAUGUACAGUUAAUUUUGGUUAAUCGGGCAACUAUUUAUGAAAGGACAAAUCUUGAAAAACGUUACAAUUCUGUAAAAUAGCUGAGGCGUCCGAUGAUAGUUUCGAAGAACAUGUUGCUUGGUUUGAACAUACCCAAGCUGAAUGAUUUGGUGACUUAAGUGCAUGAAAAAUAGAAAAACUAGAGGAAUAAUUGAUCUUAAUUACAUGUUUAAAAAGCUUAAAAGAAACUUAUUUUAUGACUUUUUGCAGAGGUUUUUCUUAACAGUUUCAUCAGAAAUUGAUGACGACGCAUCUGCAAUUGGACUGAUCGACCGAUAAAUAUGUCAUGCAGAAAGACAAUGAGGACAUUUUAAAUGACUUCUCGGUAUUAUUUUAUGAAUUAGAUAUUCGUGAUUUCACAGUUAGUCAAAUUGCACAGCAAAUUUAUUUUAUAAAAAUUUUUUGUGCAAAAACCUCUUCGAGAAUACAGCAGAAUGCACAUAUAUAUUUUCUGCAUGCGAUAAUUACUACAAAAUAAGACACUUUUUAUGCUAUAUUUUUGUUCUAAACUCUUGUAGUCGGGUAUUAUCUGGUAUUUCGUUUAAAACAAGUAUUUUUCUCAGUAAAUCUCGGAUAUUUUUAGCUCGGAGAUUUGAUUUAAAUAAAAGGCCAGAAUGAGAAAAAAAGAGUUUAAUUAUCAUAAACACACUGUUUAAAUACUAAACAAACCACACAAGUAACUGCAAUAUCUGCAAACUGCAUAGCUACCGCUAAUUAUAUGUGACAUCUAAUUUAGCACUUUCAGUUCAGGCUUACAUAGGCAUUUUAGGCAGCGUAAGGACGCUGCCUAAAAGUAUAUUUGUAUGCCUAAAAAUAAAUAGAUACCAAUGUAUCGUUGAUUUUUUCAUAAAGUUUCUUUCUAUGUCGUACUGAAGUACUAUGUUUAUUUAGGUAGCCUCUUAUUAUUCUAAUCAGACACAAAUUAAAUCUAAUCAGAACCGUAUGCUAAAAAUAUCUAAAACGUGUAUACACCUAAAAGUUAUUUUUACAAACGCAUUAGAUUCUAAACAACACAGCAUUAAAUACUUUUCACGAGAGUAUGCACAGAUAUUAUCUGCAACACGUGCAAUUGCAGAACACGUUUUACCUAUCGUAAUCUCGUAACCAACAUUACAAUUAUUCUUGAUGUUAUUGCUGUGCUUUAACUACGUGAGUUUUCAUAAUACAACUUCAAGUUUGCCUUCCUGUUUCAUUUAUAUUUUAUACUGAUAUUAUCAGAAAAAUGCUGGGGGAAAACGACAUUUAUUUUCUAAUUUUCAGUAAACACUAUUGCGUUUAGUUUUCUGCAAGUAUCCUUGCACAGUUUCUUAAUUAAUUUAAUUUUUAUCUUUCUUUUCCAAGUUUAAAGAGCUCUAGACAGCUCUCUGUGGUUCAAACUUUUGCGUUUUUUCAGAUAAUGAGUGACAUUUGUAAUACAUUUUAAAUACCGUAUGUGAUAUUUGAUUAUGUUUUACAUUUCAUAACUACUUUUUAUCAUUUGUAAAUAUUUCAAGAAUUAAAAUUAUUCUUGAAAUAUUUGUAUUACAGAUUUUUCAAUUUAAUUAACUUUUUUGGCUUUCAAAUAUGUCAUUUAGUUCUUAAUAAGUCCAAUGUGUUUAGCGCACCCCGAACAUUAAAAAACUAUAUUUAUCAACUUAUAUAAAUGUUUUGAUACUUUUUAUCUCUUGUGUUAUCUCUAUGUACGAUUUUUGAUAGAUCUUUUCCCUUGAUCAUGUAAUGUAUUUAUAAAGUAGUCAUUCAUAAUGAGAAUUACAUGGCAUCACUUCCAGUUAUAUAACAGGAGAGUAAUAUUUCGAUAAAAAAUAUGAAUAUGAAUGAAUUUUAUAAUAAAGUUGAAGAUUAAUGUAAAUAAUCACAUCUUAUUAAGAGGAAUAAAUGUCAAAACUGAGCGUUGUACAAAGUAGUUAAAGUUAUUAGCAUAAAAUCUUAAAAUUCUAUAUGCUGUUAGUGAUGUCAGAAUUUUUUCAGUCAUCUUUAAAAACUGAGUAAUCUGUUAGAAACCAAGCUUGUUUUAUAUAAACUUAGAUGUAUAAAUAAUAUGUGUGUAAACUGUAUUUGUGAAAUACGAAUAAGUAUGAAAAUUUCAAAUGUAAUUUCGAGCUGCUCUUGUAUAUGCAGUGUGUUAUAUAAUAAUGUUAUAAUAUUUAUUGUAAGGUGAUAUGCGUGCUUUCUAAGUGUAAUAUAAUAUUGCAUGUGUUACUAAUGAAGUAGUAUAAAGCAUACUGGUUCCUUGAAACUUAUUCGUUUUGUCAUGAACCAUAAUGUAAGACUGGCUCAUCCUGCAUAUUAUAAAAGUACCUCACAAAUAAGUAAGAGUUUCGUUGUAAGAAUGACUCACAUGUAAGAGUAUGGCAUGUUUUACAUAAAAAAUAAUUAAAUGGCCUAUGAACUAUAUCUUGAGAUGAAAUUAAAUGAUCACGUCUGCCUUGAAUGAAAUAAAUAAUAGAAAAAUUUAAAACGCUAUUUAUAUGCAUUUGACUGUUAGGCUUGCAUAUGAGAAGGGCAUAGUUUUCAGAGAAAGAAAGCAUUUAAAUGAAAAGUAUAGUUUUAUAUUAGGUCAAAUCAAAUAUAUUCGUUCUUUUUUUAAUCUUUAAUAGUUAGUAAUUUAAAAUUUUAGUGUAUAGCUAUAUAAUACAAAAGCAUAAAAAUAAAUUAAACCGAAAUUAACAUAUAAAAGGUAAAGGAAAACACAAGUGAUUAAUUCUAAAAACGACAAAAUUUUUAAGAAUAUUAAGAAAUUUUAAUUAAAACUUAGUCUGUAUUAAUAACAAUAAAUCAAGGUAAGAAAUAUGUCUCCAUGAGCUCCCAAAAGUUUGCAAUUACUGUGUUUAUGCUUCAAAAGUCUUAAAUUCUUUCAAAUAAAAUUUGAUGUAGAAAAGGCUAAAUUAAAUAUGAACAGUUCAGUUUUUGAGAAACACUUUAUUUUGCGAAAAGCUUGCGCAGAUCUGAAACGUUUAAUAUAUGCAUCAGAAUUAAUGUGAAAUUCUUAUUUUACGGUUGCAAUAUUAGUUAACGAUAUCUAGGUAUGCAACAGGUUAACAUCGUAUUACCUCAAUUAUUAAGAACUGAGGAAUAUUUCUUUUGAAACUAUCUACACCGUCUGCAAAAGUGCUUACCUUAAAACUCUAGAGGAACUUGUUCUAUAUUACAGUGGAUCAAAGGCUUUCUAUUUUUAAGCGGUUUCAAGGCAGCAAAAAUUUGCCUUCCAACUAACAAACCAUGUUAACACGCAUUAAAAGUUAAUUUUUCCUGUGUUUAGAGAAUAAAUUUUAUUUUAAAAAAUUGUGCAAUAAAAUAAAAUUUUAAAUAUAAGAAAUUGAUUAAAACAAGUGUAUUAUUUACUUAAAAAUACCUUCUGCAGCAGUUAUGCCAAUCCUGAUCAGAUCAUUAUAAGCUGAAAAAAAUAUACCACAACAAUGUAAGCGCAUGCCAGGUAUGCCGCUAAAUCUAGUCGCAAUUAGGUAAUAUAGUGCUAUAUAACAAUAAAAUUUUACAAAAUAAAGAUGAAAUGCAUGCGGAACGCAACAUUAGUGUGCUCCCAUUAAAUUCGAACGACAAAAUAUUCAUAUGGUAGGUUAUUUUUAUUUUAUUAAAGGGAGUCGGAAAUUUGCGUAUACUUGGUAUUAUAUACAAAUAAUGAAAACAAAACAGAUGCAUCCUUCUUAUGCAUUCAUGUAGAAAAUGAAACAGAUUUAUAAACUUCUUUUAGAUAUGAGUUAAGCUGAUAUACCAAUUUUAAAACCAUCCUUAAAAGCGUUCUUCUGAAACUUACUAAAUUUUUAUGCGCCAAACCAUGCCACGUGGGCGAAAUACGUAGAGCUAUAAAGCAAAAUUUUAUCAAAUAUAUUCACUGCACUUGUUUAUAUAUUUCAGUUUGUAGUGCAUUCAUGGAAUAAUUCUAAACCGGCUCUAAAAGCAGUCGGUCAUGUAUGGCUUGUUGAAACGCUUUAAUUUAAUUAGAAACACAAAUAUGACUCAUUGCAGAUUCAUUAUCUAAACAAAAAGAAGUUUCAAAAUCCAAGACCAUUUCUAAAACGAUCUGAUUUCUAAUAUUUCAGUCAAAAGAAACAAAUCGCAUCUUUGAUGUCCAAUACUUAGAUGUAGAUUUCAGUCUUUAAAAUUCAGAUUUCUAAACUUAUAUGGGAGUUACAGGAGUGGAGAAAUAAAGAAAUUAGUGUUUUGUCAGAAGGUCUCGUUUUAUUAAAACUUGUUGAGUGAAUGCGUUUUAGAAAUUUAAUACUUUUGCAGCAAAAGAAAUGCAACAGCAGAAUAAAAGUACAAGCUCUAAAUAACGUAAAGGAGAUUCUCCUUGAAUAGUGAUGGGGAAAACGGAGUAAGUUAUACGGAUAAAUAAGAAAUAUUUUAAGAUUUUAAAGUAACAUUAUAAAUGUAAUGAUAUGAUGUCGAAGUAAUGCCUGAAGGAUACUGGCGUACUUAUACUUAUUUUCAUGAUUUUAUGUCAUAUUGUUAACUUACCAAUAAGCUUUUAUAAAUACAUAGAUAAGUAACUGAGAUAUUUUUAGAUUUUAAAGUAGCGUGAGAAGUGUAGUGAUAUGAUAUCGAAGUAAUGCCUGAAGGAUACUGGCGUAGUUAUACAUAUUUUCAUGAUCUUAUGUCAUGUUAUUAAUUUAACAAUAAAUUUUUAAUAAAUACAUUGUAAUAAAACGUGUUCUGAGUACAAGGCGAUAUCUACAUAUCUACAAUAACACCUAAGUUAACAAACAAUGAAAGAAUUUUAUAUGACCGUGCUACAAUUUUAAUAAGUGCUUCAAGGCAAGUGCUUCAAAGCAAGUCCCUCUAACAAUAUAAUCAGGUACGUAAAUUACAAUAAAUAACACAACAUUUCAUCCACUAUUAAUAUUUGAAAAUGCAUAAUUUGGAAGAUAAGGAAUUUUUAACGUGAAAAUUAUUUUUAAUGUAAAGCUUUCAGAAAGACGUAGGUAGUUAACAAGAAGUUUCAAUAACUCAUAAUCUUUCAUGUUUUGUCAUGAUUUGUUCAGUUGUUGUUUGAUUAAUUUCAAACAUUAAUAUAUGUAUAUAUAAAUUUAAUGUUGUAUGAAUUUUAUGCAUCUGCAUUCGCUUCUUGCAUUAUAUGAACUUUUAAUAAUGGUUUGCCAUUGAAGUGAAAAACAGUGGUCGUUUUGUGUUGCGCUCAAUGUUUGCAUGAUAUUUUAAGCAAAGAGAAAAAUAUAUGAUACUGUGACGGUGCAAGUGUUGUAAUCCUAAGUGUAUACUAAUAAGUAGAAAUAUCUGAAUGUCUAGAUGGGAAUAUUGUGUGUACAUUUUUCUGUCAUAAAUCUGUAUGUAAAAUUUGAAAUUAAACUGUAUUAUUUUCUGGUCAAAUAAAUGCUAAUAUAAAAUAGCG
Messenger RNA from Stegodyphus dumicola, 7611 nucleotides. Its product is annotated as neuropeptide F receptor-like. Gene Ontology annotation, biological process: G protein-coupled receptor signaling pathway. Lineage: Eukaryota; Metazoa; Arthropoda; Arachnida; Araneae; Eresidae. The record is from RefSeq and is a predicted model, not a curated record. Gene Ontology annotation, cellular component: membrane. Gene Ontology annotation, molecular function: neuropeptide Y receptor activity.